Gymnodraco acuticeps is the source of this 1731-nucleotide messenger RNA. It is a transcript of the gene fcer1gl, whose product is annotated as Fc receptor, IgE, high affinity I, gamma polypeptide like. The transcript is spliced from 5 exons. Gene Ontology annotation, cellular component: Fc-epsilon receptor I complex. Gene Ontology annotation, molecular function: IgE receptor activity. Bases 1 to 234 code for a protein of 77 amino acids. Gene Ontology annotation, biological process: cell surface receptor signaling pathway. NCBI's taxonomy places the organism in Eukaryota, Metazoa, Chordata, Actinopteri, Perciformes, Bathydraconidae. The record is from RefSeq and is a predicted model, not a curated record.
AUGAGAGGAUUGCAGUGUGUGGCUCUCGGAGACAUGAACGUGUGUUACAUUCUGGACGGGAUUCUCAUCCUUUAUGGCAUCAUCCUCACCGUCCUGUACUGCAGAAUGAGGUGGACUCCUGCUGAUCCCCCUGCGAAGAAGAAGCCCGUGGAGGGAGGCAUUUAUGAGGGUUUGACCUCUCAGAGCACCGACACCUACGAGACCAUCAGAAUGGAUAAGAAGCCGAUGGUCUGACGGGACUCUCUUGAAGCUUUAAACUGUAUAUUCUCCUGCCUUUUCUUUUUGUAAAAAAUACUACUCUUAUUUCCAAGCUGCGCCUGUGUGUAAUGGUAAAACUAACUUAAUUUAACAAUGCACUAAUAAAGGCUUUAUGUGUUUUCACUGCGUUUCACAGCUGUGUCACCCGAGUUACUCAGAAAACAGAAGUUAAGGUUAUUUCUAAUCAUCUUCCCUUUUUUUCAAGGAAUGACGGAGAACUUGUAAAACCCACAACGUAUUUUAACUCAGAAAAAGGAGUGAAACUUGUUCUAUAACGCAAUCAUUAACACAUAAUCUGUUUAUUAUUCUGUGAUACAUGUUAGAUUAGAUUCUCAGUGGAACAUUUGUCUUUGGUUUAUCAAAUUCAUAUUUCUAAAAAGCCCAAAGUGAAGAUUUCAAAUGUCUGUCUUUGUCUGAACAACAGUCCAAAGGUCCAAAGGAUAUUCAGAUAUACGAUGUGUAAAACCAGCAGAUUCUUAAAACUAUGAAGGUGCUUGUUUUUUUUGUUACAUUUUCUAUCAAUCAUCUAAUUGAUUAAUCGACUUAACUCUAAUAAUAAGCUAGAAAGUCCAAAUCAUGAAUUGGUUUAAUAGGAUUUAACUUGGACUUGGAAAAAUACUCAUUCAUUUCAUUUAUCUGAUUUAACUUUGCAUGCGUUUUUGAAGCUUUUAAUCAAAUCCCCGUAUUUGAAACACAACUUUCAUGUUUUAACAAGUUUUAAUUUCAAUUCCAAUUUUGUCUUCUGACUUUUAAAUACAAACAAAUCUCAAAAUGUUUUGUCUUAUGUAAUAGAUUCAUGUGAUCCGCUUUAUGUCUAUACUCAAAAACAAUAACACUGUAUCCUUACAUGUCAGUUUUGCAAAUCCUUGUCAAAUCAACUAGAUUUGGGUGAAAUUAAAAACACUUAAAAUUAGUUUAAUCUUCAAUUCAAUUCAAAUAGCUUUAUUGGCAUGACCAUAAUUACAUACAGUAUCGCCAUUUAUGAUGUACUUUUAAGUUAAUAAACAUUUUUGAACAAAAACAAGAUCAACUUUUUGAACAUAAUCUAGAAAUGAACCACAAUUACCGGAGAAUCCAGAAAGUAAGUCUAACAUUUACAUUUCUUAAAAUGUACAACAGAAGAUGGCCAUCACACACGUUCACUGAAAGCCUGUAUCCAUGUGCCUGAGUGACAUUCUCCCACGUAUUUACAACAAAACUGGAAAGGUUUUGAAAACAGAUUGAUGACAGUUCGCUCUGCGGCUGUGAGCACUGUUUUCCCUCAGGCUCUUCACAACAACAUAACACACUGAACGUGUGAAACAAAAUACACCCAGAGCUGGGGUCACAGCUGCAUUUCAAUGAUGGUGAAAUUAGCCUAUAAAAUCAUGUUUAAUUGGCUAAUCUCACUUUUGUUGAUUCCAAGUAAACAUGUUGCAAUGAGACAAGUGUUUUCUUUCUGUAACAACACAAUAAAUGACCCUUUAUGCCUUC